Messenger RNA from Hydra vulgaris (swiftwater hydra), 1603 nucleotides. RefSeq lists its product as uncharacterized. NCBI's taxonomy places the organism in Eukaryota, Metazoa, Cnidaria, Hydrozoa, Anthoathecata, Hydridae. The record is from RefSeq and is a predicted model, not a curated record.
GAUUUUUAGUCAACACCUGCACAUUGUCAAAGCAACACAAUUUUGUACCAGCCUCUACAUUUCAUUUUAAAUGUAUUCAUGGAUUGCGUCAUGGUUCACAGGAACAAAAGAAACGGUAAUGCGUGUCACAAAAGAUGUUCCUGAGUCAGAUUGGAUGUGGAUUGAAGUAAUAAAAGAAGAUAACAACCAAGAAAUAUUUAUUCAGACAAGUGAAGAACUACGCAAUCAAAUCAUGAUUUGCUCUAAAAUUUUAAAAAAACGUCAACAACGGCUUGCUUUUGAAAAUGUAUCAAGGUUGCGAUUCAGUAAAUCACUUAAUUUUGACUCAGCAUUUUAUUUAACACAAACGCUUUCACCAACAACUACCGAUAAUAUGUUCAAAAGUAAAGGAAUCGUAGUUUUCUCUAAACAUAUAUUACCUGAAAAAUAUUUUAUUCCAACUUUGAUCAAUAAUUACAUAGAAGUUGUUGAAGCAUCUGCAUCAAAAUAUCGAAUUGGAAAUAUGCUGAAAGUUUCAAAAAAAAAUAUCGAUUUUGAAGACAUUCAAAAGUAUGCAGUUGUCGUUGACCGAGCCUAUAAUCGAUGGAAGAGGGUUUACAAUGCAAGUUUAUUAGCUGUUGAAUGGAAAAAUAAUAUUUUAGCGUUGGAAUGGAACGUUGAAUUGCCUAAAAGUAUUGAAUGGAAAAGUGUAACAUUGGCAAUAGAGUGUAAAAAAAACAUGCUCUGUAUUGAAGGAACACCACAACUAUUUUUAAAAUAUUGUAAUAAUCAUAAAAAUGGAAAAAAUAAGUACUUAACUAUUGGCAUAACGGAAAAAGUUCAUGUUGUUCCAUAUUGGAUGCAAAGAAUUGAUGUCGAAUUUUUUCAAGGAAGUAAAAAACUUAUUCAAAAAUUGCCCUCUUGGAUGCAGAAAAUUAAUGUUGAUUUAUUUAAUUCAAUGCAACAAUACACGAUACAAAACCAUUGCUUAGACAAGACUUGUAAAAUGCAAAAUCAUUGGUUAGAUGAGACUUGUAAAUUGCGUAAAGAAUGGUGGAGAACUAUUAAUGUGAAUGAAGUAAGUCAAAGUUUAAAGAAAUUAAAAAGGUCUUUACAUCAUGUACCAAGUUGGAUAAGAUCUAUUGACGUUUUUGACUACUUGCCUUUCUCAACAAGUUUGAGGUCUGAAGAAAACUUGUUACCAGAAUGGAUGCUUCGCAUAAAUAUUUUCGAAGAAGAAUCAGAUUUAUGUUUUUCAACCCAAAAUUUAUCUCGAAGUCAUAAAGUUGGCAUAUCUAAAACAACUAGCCUCAAUGACCAAGUUAAAUCUAUAAGUACACCAGAGUCCCUUCAAAAAAUCUCUAGGUCGUUUAGCGAUAAUAUAAUUGGUGUUGCUAUGAUGAUUGCUGCUUAUACAACAUUGCCACCUUUAAGAUCUGAGAAUUGUAUCAAAGAUACAAAACAACAAGAAGCCAUAAAAGCUUGUCAUAAAAGUAUGGAGUCUAAUAAACCAAUCAAAAAGUCGUGGAAAAUGUCAAUAAGAAAAAAUAAAAAAUGGCUGAAACGACGCAAUACAGCCCAAAACAUUUAUGUUAAGAAAGGCAAACACUGUUCCAACAAUUAA